Aethina tumida (small hive beetle) is the source of this 1810-nucleotide messenger RNA. RefSeq lists its product as uncharacterized. Lineage: Eukaryota; Metazoa; Arthropoda; Insecta; Coleoptera; Nitidulidae. Bases 43 to 1488 code for a protein of 481 amino acids. The transcript is spliced from 4 exons. The record is from RefSeq and is a predicted model, not a curated record.
CCUUUCGUUAUUGUGUUAGUUAAUUCCUCGCACACAAAAACCAUGAAUGAUUGUAGCCACCUCAUAAAAAUCAGCAAUUUCAAAAACGAAGAAUCCGUCUCCUACCCAAUAAUAAAACUUAUCGGAACGAUAGACCAAGAAGGCUCUCCGACUUGUCUAGUCGUAGACGAAUACGUCCGUCUCACUAACAACAAUACCUCAUCGAAACGUGCUAAAAUCAUCAACAACAAAUUCAAAUUUAUUCUCGAACUUCAACACGGCCAAAACGAAUUAAGCUUGACCUACUGUUCAAAAUCCGUCAGGUUUAUUUUGAAUUAUCAAGACAAUAAGUCCGUCUAUAGUGUCCAACCUUUGUACAUAGUUUGCCAAGGACACGACGGAAAAUUUCAAGCGCCCAAACAGGAGAACAACACCAUCGAAAGCGCAUGCAAAAGAAUAUUGUUGGCAUCGAAACUCCUGCAGUGCGUCACUGCAGAGAAACUCUACGAGAACAACUUGGGAAGGAAAACUUUCAAGCUCCAGCCACAAUGCGACGUCUUCCAAAGCGGUUUGAACUAUCUGGAGGCUAGGAAAAUGACUGGCGAACAACUGUGGGAGCAUUUCGGCAGGGAGAUCAUGAACUCCUCAAUCGGCGACACCAAGAAGAAGUAUCUCGCCUUCUUGUCAUGCAGUUGGUAUAAUGGAGACCAGUACAAUUCGUCGUUGAAAACCCACGACGACCUGGUGCGAAUAACUGAUGGAUAUGUCGCACUAGGUGGUGGAGGUUUGGCCCUUUUCGGCACCGCCUGUUUGCACACUUGGCCAGAACGUUUUGAGGAUGUUGUCGAUAAGUUUGAGGAUGCAACUCCCGUUGAUAGGAUUCAAUUUUUAGAUGACAGUUGUUAUAGAGGAACAUACGGAGCGUGUUUCUCAACAACUUUGGGUUCGGUUUUGCACGAACUGUACCACACAUUCAACCUGGGCCACACGAAAGAAGGAAUUAUGGGCCGAGGAUUCGACGACAUCUACAAAGUGUUCACGGUAAUCGAAGGCAAUUCGUCUAAGGACAUUUCCAAAGCUUACCAGAACAAAAUCGAAUUCAAGGAGGAAUUCGAAUCAGAAAAAUUAUCGGAGAGGCUCAAGAAAGAGACGAAAAAGAAGGACUUCAGUAUUAUUAUGAAAUACGAUGAGACUGAUGAUACACAUCUCAACAAAAGCUGUGCUGUAUUACUAUUUUAUCAUAGGUGGUUCAACACGAAUCAGGACGAAUCGGGCAAAUACAAAUUGACCUACGACCCAUUGUCGAAAUUUAUCAAGUCAACAGCAGGAAUCAGAGUGAUCGAAAUUAGGGACCAGAAAAACGAAACCGUCUUAAUGGAUUGGACUUACGAGGGGAAGAUAUUUAAGACGUUCUUCACGUUGCAAGAGUGUCCGAUAGACGUGUGCGAUUCAAAUUUUCUUUUAGUCGUUGAAGACUCGCACGGGAACGUUUUGAAAGAAAAUAUCUAAAUGUUUUUCAAUAUUGGGUAGUCGACAAAAUUAUAUACGAAGAUGUUUGAAUAAAAAACUUACGUUUUAUUCUUCUUCUUCAACGGAGUGAUUUUAGGAGUAGGUUCAACUCUUCCUCGUUAUUUGCUUAUUUGCAGAAUUAAAUACAUUAAAAUACUGUUUUCAAUACGAUUUUAUUGGUUUAGAAACAUAGAAAAAUAUAUUUUUGAGAUGAGAUUAGCUUUAGCUCGUUAAAACGUCUUAAUACAUAUAUAAUAUACAUCGUUCAAUAUUUCUUCUACUUGUAUGUAGAUAUUUUCAAUAAAUUAAUGAUACACAAAUC